Hemibagrus wyckioides is the source of this 2121-nucleotide messenger RNA. RefSeq names its product outer dynein arm docking complex subunit 3 (gene odad3). The record is from RefSeq and is a predicted model, not a curated record. Bases 151 to 1800 code for a protein of 549 amino acids. Gene Ontology annotation, biological process: cilium movement; outer dynein arm assembly. NCBI's taxonomy places the organism in Eukaryota, Metazoa, Chordata, Actinopteri, Siluriformes, Bagridae. Gene Ontology annotation, cellular component: cilium. The transcript is spliced from 14 exons.
GUGAACUCAGGCCACGCCUCUACAGGAAGUGUCGGGGUUGCUAAGCGAUGCGCGCGCUGGGUUUGUUAAACAGAGUCAGAGUCAGUUGAUCAGAGAGAGUCAGACUCCGAGUCAAUAAAAUCACACACAUAAUCCGAUUUUUUAUUAAACAUGGCGGCGACUUUCAGAUCAAAGAACAUGGUUCAUGACCAAAUCUCAGAGUUACAGAGAAAAAUCCAGCUCCUGGAGGGCGAGAGGAGCGCGCAGUAUGAGAGCUCAGAGUGUUUAAUGAAGAAGAACAGAGAGAAGAUCCUGCAGCUCAGGCACCAGAAUAAACUCCUACACCGGAAACUGGCCGAGGCGCUCGCUGGAGAUGAGCAGGUCAUCAGGGACGCUUUUCAAGCCCGCAGCUCAGAGAAGGCUGCCUACAGGAACAUGUCUGCAAAGGAGGCAGUGCAGGUUGUGGAUCAGAAAGUGUGUGAUAAAGUGAAGAAGCUGAACGCACUGAAACACGUGACGAACACACAGCGCCACCGUCUGGAAGAACUGACCAUUGAGUACAACACAAUGAGAGCAUCUGUACCUGGCCUGCUGACUGAUGGGGUUGCCAUGAAUGAAGUGGACGUCACUGAUGUGCAUCCCCAAAAGAACCUGCGUGUGUUGGAGAAUCGGUUAGAGAAAGCACAGCUGAAAUGUCAGGAGACAGAACACAUAAUGAGGAGCUACCAAAAACUAAAGGAGCACCUGCAGGAGGAGAGUCUGACGUUCCAGUCUCAGUUAGAUGAGUUGGAGAGUGAGAUUAUUCGACAGAAGCAGGAGCUCAGAGAUCUGAAGCUAAUGAACAACAACGCACAUCAGGCCAAAGAUGCAGCCAAGGUGGAGCUACAGCAUCAGGAGUUGAUGGUGUAUGGUGAGAGGAGAGAGAGAGAGCUCAUUCUGAACCGUUACAAAAAACACGCAGAGGAGCAAAAAACACAAAGUGACAGAGGGGAACGCCGGGCCCAGAGGGUGGCGCUGCACACAGAUGAGUUGAGCAGUGAAGCCCAGCGCAGUGGAACAGCAGAGGAAGAGAACUACAAAACCAUCUCCAGCUUUGAGGAGGCUUUCACACGCAUCACAGAGGCUACAGGAGUCACUGACAUGCAGGAGGUGGUGGACAGGUUCAUAUCUCAGUGUGACACUCAGACACACCUGGAGAAGAUGAAGGUGCAGAAUGAGUGUGAGCUUCAGCGGCUGAAGGAGGAGAGAGACGCAGUGCACACUCAGUACCAGGACAUGAAGUACUCAGGAGAGACUAAACUGACCCAGAGGAGGAUGUUGGAGGAGUGUGUGUCUCAGUUACAGAGGGAACAGCAGAGACGAGAUGCAGCUAAAGAGACUGUGGAGAGACUCACACACCCACUGAGCACUGUGAGCAACGCUGUCAAACAUCUGUGUGACAAACUGCAGCACAUCACACUGCAGGAUGCCCCUGAGCAUAGAGUGUGUGUGUCUCUGCCUGUGUUAGACCUGCUGUGGGAGGCAGAACUGAAACUGAUGCAGAUGCAGGAUGAACUACAGGGAUGUGAUAUACACACACUGAUCAAGGAGAUGGAGGAGCAGGAGUUCCAUGCCAGCAUUGAGGAGAAGCUUCCUGACUACAACACCCGCAUCACACUACCAGAUUAUCAGAGAGCUGACCUGCAUGAAGAUGAGGACAGUGGGGAUGAUGAUGGUGAUGUCAUCACUCGGACGUCCCUUAAAAGACAGUCGCAGCUCAUCAUCGACUCGAGGACAAAGAGGAAGACUCGUCUGAGGAAGAGGAAAAGCAAACUUUCAUAAGGAAUUUGAAAGGGUCCGAUAAAGGAUGAUCCUAUCUUAUCUUUACAUAAUAAACAAACAUAAUAAAAUAUAAUUCUGUGAUUAAUAGAUGAUUAAAUAAAGAUCCAUAUAGCUCUUUCAUUCUGUCCAGCCCUCAGUGUCCAGAUGUUUAAUUACUGUGUACCACGUCUCGGUCCAACCCUCAGUGCCCAGAUGUUUCAUUUCUGUGUACCAUGUCUUGGUCUAGUGCUCAGUGUCCAGAUGUUUAACCACUGUGCACCACUGUACAUCAGAUAAACACACCUGAUGCGGAUUGAAUAAAUCUAAAUACGUUCACACUGA